AUGCCCGAACGCCGCGAGCACGAUUUCGAUGCCCAGGUUGAUACAGUCACCCACGCUUACGGCAGCCUCCCAUUAUCCGGAACGCCGAUUGGUGAAAUUGGAGGAAUGAAGUCUACUCCAGAUACUGUCCUCGCUAUGGUGAUAGACGCAAUGGUCAAAUCAAGGCCUAUAUCCCACCAAUUGGCUCAAUCCACAAUCUGUGGGCUCAUCAAUAACGAUUACCACAAAAUCGAGAAGCUAUCGGGAACUACAUGGGAAGAGCGAACGGAUCUACUGAGACAAGUUGGGUAUAAUCGGUAUCGAGAGCAGUGUGCCACCAACCUGGGUAACCUGUCCGAAUUUGUUCUGAAUAAUUAUGAUGGGGAUCUUAACAACCUGUUAGAAACUGCCCAUGGAGACCGCGAGGAGAUUCGGGCUUUGGUGAAGGAGAUUAAAGGAGUGGGUGAUCUGGGAGUGGAAUUGUUUCUCGACAAUGUUCAGAGCGUCUGGCCUUCGGUUGCACCAUUCGUCGAUUCCCGGAGCCUUCGCACGGCCGAGGAACUCGGCAUGGGAAGCGAUGUGCAUGCAAUUUAUAGCAAACUCCAGAAGGAUCCCGUGGCAAUGAGCAAGUUUGUCAACGGGCUCUCGGAAAUCCGACUGGAGAAAAAACAGCCCGAACUUGAGGAGAUGUGA
This is a messenger RNA of Penicillium canariense, 672 nucleotides long. RefSeq lists its product as uncharacterized. Gene Ontology annotation, molecular function: catalytic activity. The transcript is spliced from 2 exons. Gene Ontology annotation, biological process: DNA repair. The coding region runs from base 1 to 672 and encodes 223 amino acids. The record is from RefSeq and is a predicted model, not a curated record. NCBI's taxonomy places the organism in Eukaryota, Fungi, Ascomycota, Eurotiomycetes, Eurotiales, Aspergillaceae.